Messenger RNA from Porites lobata, 882 nucleotides. NCBI's taxonomy places the organism in Eukaryota, Metazoa, Cnidaria, Anthozoa, Scleractinia, Poritidae. The record is from the annotation of a GenBank genome assembly.
CUUCACUUCGCCACGGACGCCUCACUGACCGGCGGUGGCGCCAUUUGUUUAGACGAGUGCUUCCAUUUUCAGUUCUCCCCGGAUAUCCUAACAAGCGCUUCUCACAUCUCGUCUCUAGAACUCUAUACCAUAGUGGUCGCCGUGCAGUUCUGGGCCCCCAAGCUUCGCGAUCGAAAAUUCACCGUGUCCUGCGAUAAUCAAGCCGCCGUCACCGUUAUCAGUUCUGGCUCCACAAAGGAUUAUUUCAUGCAGCGCUGCUUACGGCAACUGUGGUUUUCCGCUGCUGUCUUUGACUUCGAGCUCCAGGCUCCUCACAUCCCAGGAGAUCACAAUGUUUUAGCCGACGCUUUGAGUCGUUGGGACUCGGAUCCUUCACUUCAUGACACUUUUCAGAUGUCUGCUUGCAGUUUAGGCAGAGUUUACACCUUUCAGCAAGUGCCACCAGACUGUCUCCUGUUUCAAAUUCAGUGACAUUUGUUUUGUUUUUCGUUUUUUGAUAUCGCCUUAACGCUCGUAUACAUCUUGUUAUUACCUUCAUAGUCAGCUUAGUUACCUCUUUUUUUCCCUUUCUUUUCUGUUCUAGGUAGUUUACAAGGCCUCCAGUGGCUAGACAGUUUCAGUGACAGACUCAUUCGUUUGGCCCAUGCUGCAUCUACGCAUAGCAACUUGCAGUCUCACCUUAAACUAUUUACACAGCUUUGUCACGACCUCGGUCAUCAGCCUUUCCCCGUUCAAGUCAACACGAUUUUGCGCUAUCUUGCUUUUCUUUCUGCUUCAGGCAGAGCUAUUAGCACUAUCGAAAAUCAUAUUUCCAGCAUUAAGCAUUUUCACCUGUUAUUUGGUUUUGCUCCCGGAUGGGAUUCGGCCUAUUAUUUCAAUUAG